Molecule: messenger RNA, 2223 nt
Organism: Pogonomyrmex barbatus (red harvester ant)
Lineage: Eukaryota; Metazoa; Arthropoda; Insecta; Hymenoptera; Formicidae
Gene: Spt3
Product: Transcription initiation protein Spt3
Biological process (GO): transcription by RNA polymerase II
Molecular function (GO): transcription coactivator activity; protein heterodimerization activity
Source: RefSeq, a predicted model, not a curated record
UCGUGCAUAGGAGUGUCUGUUUAUUUUAAUACGAGCAUUUCAUAUUACCUGUUGUCAUUUGAUAAACCAGUAACACGAAGGAGCGAAAAAUGGCAGAAACAUCAUUUUCGAAACCGUCAGACACUGAAACACUGAAUUACAUUCAGGAGAUACGGCAAAUGAUGCAUGGGUUUGGUGAUAGUAGUGAACCAUUGUUUGAAUCUGCCAAAAUUAUAGAAGAAGUAGUACUACAACAAAUGAAAACAAUCGUUAGAAGAGCUUGCGAAAUUGCAGAUAGACGAGCCGUUUCAAAGAAAAGUAAUGUCAUUAAUGGAGAGGACCUUCUUUUUCUUCUACGCAAAGACAAGGUCAAGCUUCAGCGUAUUGUAAAGUAUCUCGAACUGAAAGAAUUGGGGACUUCGGCUCAAAAAAUCUUGACAAACGAUGUACCACAGAAUGUUACAGAUACUGAACAAAUAGAUAAUAUAAAGAAAAUGCCAUUUCAGACUUUUUUAGAUGAGAUUGAUAAUACAGGUGAACUUUUGGAAAAUCCAUCCUCUGUGGACGAUGUUAAACGACGUAGAUGCAUUCGUGCAGAUAUUGUGACGAGAUCUAUGGAUGAGAUUCAUUACAUGAAAUUUGCCAAGGCGCGUCGAGUUUCCUUUGCAAACAAAAAUCGCCAUAAAUUCAGCGAUUGGAUCUGUUUGGAUGGCGAUGUUACCUUGUCAAAGCAAGCAUACACAAUCUUAUCUUAUCUUGCAUAUGAAACGGUUGCUCAAAUUGUUGAUCUCGCUUUCCUGGUUCGACAAGAUCAAAGUAAAAUGCAAGGAGAUGCCAUAGAUCGACAACGAUAUAACUAUGUUAAUCUAUUUACAUAUAAACCGCGCAAAAAUUUUGUAAUGAAAUCAUUAACUCCUUCGGAGAUAACUGAAGCCCUUAGGAGAUACUGGUCUCCACAACUAGAUAUGACAGGUCCAUUUAACAGAUGGUCCAUGAGAAGACCACAUUUAAAACUCCUUGCAUGUUAGAUAUGAAAAUUUAAAGGUUUUCUACUUAGGAUCGGACUGGAUCCACCGCCAAUGUUCCUUAUGAGAUUCCUCAGUGUCUUUGGAUUUUCCAGUAACGGUGACUCUCUGUUAUUUAUAAAUAUUAUUAAUCAUAUUAGAUUAUAGAUUAUAAUUUUUUUACGAAACAUAAACGUACUGAGCAAUAAUAUAAAAAUCAUCCAUGAUGGGAGGAUGCUGUGGUGCUGGACCUGGAUUCACAUCCGAUAUGCUUUCUACUUUAACAGACUCACUCAACCGUUGCUUGAGUAUUUCAUUCUCCUCUUGCAAUCGUUUUAAUUUAUUUGUAUCCUCAUCAAUCGUGAGUAAUGUCGGCUGUGGCAUACACUAAGAUAACGGCAUAUUAAAUUUCUCAUCAUUCAUAUCAUGUUUUACGCACAUAUCUUAUCAUCUUUUAUCUUUCUCUUAUUAUGACGAAAAAUAUAUAAAUACUCAAUUUUUGUAGGAAUAUUCAAAUGCUUUUAUCUCAUAGCUUUAUAUUAUUUAAGCUUAUUAUUUAUUAACAGAAACUAAUUUCAGCUUUGCAGUGCGAAAAUCUUUUUACUUACUUGGAAAAUUGUUGCUAAGAAAUUAUGUAAGGAUACUAACAUAGUAUCAUGCCACUGUUUACUAAAAUGGACAGAAUAAGCUGGAUUGUCUUCAGGAUUCUUGAUAAAAGCGAGAGCUGUAACACAAAUUAUACAAAUUAUGAUCUAUUAGAUUUAAUUAUAAAUUUUACAAGGAACAUACCAAACCAUUCCUUCCAUUCUGAGUGGCCCUGUAAUUCUGGCGCCAUUUUAGUAAAAAAUUCUUGUAUUCUAUCUUGCUUGCCAUUCACAGCUGCAUUCACCAGGUACAUCUUUAGCACAGCAUUUUCUAAUUUUCUGACCGCAGGUGUAAAAUGACUUUCCAAUCGGCAAAACAUUCUAGUAUCCAAAUGUCCCCAUAGUUCCCUCAGCGAUGCCAGAUCAUAAUUAUAUAUGUAUUGCAUUAAUUGAUCGAUUAUUUUAUCUACCUGUUCAAUGGAACAAUGUUGAAUAUUGUUAAGAUAUUUUCUUGAUAUUAAUGUAUAAUUUUCAUACAUUACUAAUAAUAUAUAUAUUUCAUAUACAAAUAUUUCUGUCUAGGCAUAAUAUUUUAUAUAAAGAAACAUAUGUAGAUGUAUCACGACAGAAUAAAGCAAAUAUAUUGAUAAAUACAA